AAUGAAAAUAAUUGUAUUGAUUGUGCUGAUAGGAGCAGCUCUAGCAAGAGAUGAAUAUUUCUUUGCUUAAUUAAGAGAUUCAGAAUUUGGAAAAACAAUUAUAUAAACAAUAUAAGUAUAAUUGCUUUAAGAACAUCCUGCUGAUACAGUUGUUCAUCUCCUUAAGCAAAUGAAGGAUGACCUUCUCAAUGAAUAGAGAGCUGAAGAUGAAGAUGUGUAAGUGGCAUUGUAAAGUUGUCAAACAGCAUCUGAAUAAGCAGCUGCAGUAAUAACAGUUGCUAAGGAAAGAAAAGCAACAUCAGAAGAUAGAUUGCCUCUAUUAUAAUAAGAAUAAAAUGAUAAGAAAUAACAAUUAUUAGAUAAAUAAGGAGAAGAAUAAAGAAAUUUGGAUAGAAUUAGUGUAUUGCAAGAGGCUCGUAAUGUUUAAAGAGUAAUUUAAAUAUGUUAAUAAUUAUUAGAGUGAAUAUGAAUAAAGAAGAGAUGAAUUAGUAGGAUUGAUUUCAGCCUUAUAAGAAGCCAAAUAAAUUUUAUCAUAAGGAAUUACAUCAUUGAAGAAGACUAGUUUUGCUGAAUUAAAGAGUCAUCAUUAAAAUUUCUUGAAAUAUUAUCCUCACAAAAAGGGAUUCCAUACUAUGGUUAAUAUGUUAUUGGAAGUAUUAUAAGAUGAAGGAACAUAAGAAAGUGCAGCAUAAAAAGUUGUUAAAAUUAUUGACACACUUGUUGAUAGCAUAUUCUAAGUUUAAAAAGAAGAAAUGAAAGCAGAUGAUGGAAGAGAAUUAGAUUUUUAAACAUAAAAAGAAAGAUUACUAUUAGCCAAUAGAAGAUUAGAAGGAAGUAUUGCAGAACUAAAUGCUCGUUAUUUAGUUUUGGGAUAAAAGAUUUUGGAAGUCAAAAAUGAUGUAGCCACUUAAGAUUCUGUAAUAUUAUAUUAUUUAAUAUUAGGUUAUAUAAAAUAAAUCAACUGAAAAAGGAGAUUGGGAUUAAACUUGCAAUGACACUGAAAAAGCUCAUAGAUAAUAAACUGAUUCAAGGUAAUUAAUAAUUCAAUUUUUAUUUUAUAGAAAUUCUUAGCUUGAGAUUAUUGUUGAAUGUAUUGAUAUCUUUGAAACAAGAUUCGACAUGGAAACUAAAAGCUAUAUUCAACGCAUAAGAUUCUGAA
This is a messenger RNA of Paramecium pentaurelia, 1159 nucleotides long. NCBI's taxonomy places the organism in Eukaryota, Ciliophora, Oligohymenophorea, Peniculida, Parameciidae. The record is from the annotation of a GenBank genome assembly.